Messenger RNA from Triticum aestivum (bread wheat), 2334 nucleotides. RefSeq names its product LRR receptor-like serine/threonine-protein kinase HSL2. The transcript has 3 exons. Gene Ontology annotation, biological process: protein phosphorylation. Gene Ontology annotation, molecular function: protein binding; ATP binding; protein kinase activity. Lineage: Eukaryota; Viridiplantae; Streptophyta; Magnoliopsida; Poales; Poaceae. Bases 1 to 2334 code for a protein of 777 amino acids. The record is from RefSeq and is a predicted model, not a curated record.
AUGGCCUCCGCCGCGCUGCUUGGCCGGCGACGCUGGAGCGACGCGCUGGGCGGAGGCGGGGCGGAGGUGUUGGCGAGCACGGACACGGCGGAGGAGGCGUUGGCGGCCACAGCGAAGACGGCGAUGGCGCAGAGGCUGCGGAGUCAGUACACGGUCAAUCAAGCCAGCGUGAAUAUUCACCAAAUGAAUGAACACCGCGUUUCUCCACAAGUUGUCUCCCGUAGCUUAAUAGUUCAAAUAAGACUAGCAGAAAUGGCAAAUUCGCACCUUGUUCACAGUACCAUCCUCCACAAGCUAUCUCUAGUCCUCCUCAUUUGCUCGCUCCUCGGGUACAACUGUGAAGCCAUGAGCAGGAAGGCUGAAAAGGAAGCACUUCUAAGCCUUGAGAAUUACUGGGGCAAACCGCUGAUGAUCAGCUGGAGCUACAACAUGGACGCAGACCACUGUAAGUGGGAUGGCGUCAGUUGCACCCGGGAGGGCUUUGUUACACGUAUUUCACUCAGUAACUACAAUCUUGCCAAGCCAAUUCCGUCAGAAAUUUGCUUUUUCAACAACCUUACACACAUCGACCUUUCUUACAACAACAUUCUAGGUUCUUUCCCUGUGGUUCUUUUCAGUUGCUCAAGCCUUGAGUUUCUAGACCUCUCAUACAAUUCUUUUGUUGGUAGUCUCCCACUAAAUAUUCAUGCACUAUCAAAAACGAUUGCGUACCUUAACCUUGAAUCGAAUAGUUUAUCCAGUAGUAUUCCAAGUUCAAUCUGCCAGCUUUCAUCCCUACAAGUUCUGAAACUAUCUUCCAAUCCCUUUGCUUCACACAGAAUCAAUCCACAUUUUGGAAAUUUGACAAACCUAGAAGAGUUGUCAAUGAGUAAUAUGAGCAUAGUUGGUGAAAUUCCAGACACUUUAUCCAAGCUGACCCAACUUAGAAUAUUCAAUUUGUCUUCUAACACGUUGAACGGGACAAUACCUAGUGAGAUUUGGAGAAUGCAGAAUAUGGAGGUCCUCGAUCUACACAGUAACUCUCUAUCAGGUCGCAUACCAGGCGAUUGCUGUAAGCUCGAGAAUCUGUCCCUCCUUUUAUUAGACGGCAAUCAUCUCUACGGCCCAAUACCAGAAAACCUUGUACAGUUACAAUUUCCCUUCAUCUUCCUCAAUCUCUCUAGUAACCAACUCACAGGCAAGAUUCCAUCUCCUUUCGAGAUGGGAAGAUUUCAAUGGAGCUUUCUUUCCAAUCCCAGCUUAUGUUCCUCCAACCACUUUGGAAACCUUCCUCCAUGCACCAGAUUGCACUUGAAGAUGCUUGUAAUUAUUGUCCUCGUCUUUGGUUCAGCCAUUCUCAUAUGCACAGGGCUAAUUGGUUUAAAUAAGAUCAAGGCAUUUUUCUCAAAGGAAAAGGACGACGCCCCAUCUCCACAGUGGAAACUGACGGCCUUCCAAGCUAUUGAUUAUGACAUUCAAGACAUCCUUUGCAACCUCAUUGAUACAAACCUUGUCGGCAGCGGUGGCUCAGGAAAGGUAUAUAAGAUCUGCCUUGGUAACAGAAACGGCGGGGUUAUAGCUAUCAAGCAAAUAUGGUCUAGUAGUGGUGAACUGGAACAUGAUGUGCUGGAAAAGCAGUUUCAAGCUGAGAUUGAGAUUCUUGGAUCCAUCCGACACGCCAAUAUCGUAAAGUUGCUUGGCUUCAUAUCAAGCUCUGAAUUGAAGCUCCUCAUAUACGAAUACAUGGAACAUGGUAGCCUGUAUGAAUGGCUGCAUCAGAAAGAUGACCCUACUAGUACAACUAGACGGUUGUUGAACUGGCCGAUAAGAAUGUCAAUAGCAAUCGAUGCAGCAAGAGGGCUGUGUUACAUGCACCACAGUUGCUCUCCUGCUAUAGCACACCGUGAUGUGAAGUCCAGCAACAUCCUACUGGGUCCUCAGUUCAAAGCAAAGAUUGCGGACUUUGGCCUAGCUCGCUCUCUACUUAAAGCUGGCGAGCCAGAGUCUGUCUCGGCUGUGGUUGGGUCCUUCGGAUACAUAGCUCCAGAGUUCGGAAGCUCGAGAAAAAUGAACGAGAAAGUUGAUGUGUACAGCUUUGGGGUUGUUCUCUUGGAGCUGGUAACAGGGAGGCGUGCAAAUGGUGGGGGCGGGUACGAGAAUUUGGCGCAAUGGGCAUGGAGGCAAUUUCAUCAAGAUGAGAGCAUCCAAUUGACAAAUGUGAUUGAUGCAGACAUACGAGAUCCAGCCUACUCGCGUGAGGUACAACUGGUGUUCAAGCUAGGGCUAAUUUGCACGGGCACAAACCCAUCAUCACGGCCGUCCAUGAAGCAGGUGCUGCAGGUCCUGCAACGCUGA